Molecule: messenger RNA, 1611 nt
Organism: Rotaria sp. Silwood1
Lineage: Eukaryota; Metazoa; Rotifera; Eurotatoria; Philodinida; Philodinidae
Source: the annotation of a GenBank genome assembly
AUGUCUAUUGAGACAUUACCCGUAGAAUUAUUCCAUUGUAUUUUGGAUAAUCUUGACACAGAAACAAUCGUUUUCUCAGUUCGACAUGUAUGUCGAUUAUUUCGAUCGUUUGUUAAAACUUAUGAUCGAUAUAUUGUGAAUUUAAUUUCGAUUUCAAAACGAAAUUAUUAUCUUCUUUGUCGAUUAAUCAAUCCACAUCAUGUUAUAUCAUUGAAACUUGCAAACGAAGAACGAACAACAAAUCAAAUAGAUUUGUUUAUUUCACUUGUUCGUCUUCGUCAAUUUACUCGACUUCAUUCAAUAACUCUUCUUAAUAUUAAGGAAUAUCAAUUAAAUUUUAUUUUGAAACGAAUUAAUCUUAAUUUACUUACUUCAUUUUCGUUCAAUAUUAACAGAUACGAUGACAGACGUAUUAAAACAACAAAUAAAUACCUUAGAUCAAUCGUCUCUCAAUUGAAUUUUCGAAAAAUGGAAUUUAAUUUAAAUACUGAGAGAUUAUCGAAAUUUUCAUGGCCAUAUAAUUGUUCAAUUCAAUAUUUAGUUGUAAAUGAAAAUAUAACUAUGGAUAAUCUUUCGAUUAUAUUUCAAUGUUCUCCUCAUUUGCACAAAAUUAUUUUGAAACAGAAGCUUGAAGAAAAUAUCGUCACAAAUGUAUCAUUAAAAUCUACGCCUCAAAUAUAUUUUCCACAGUUGACAUCAUUAACUAUGGAGAAACUUCCUAUAACCAUCGCCAUAUUGGAAUCAUUUCUUUCAUUGACACCAUCACUUGUAUAUUUAAAACUCAUUGGUGAACAUUUUAUGUUUGAUGGAAAACGAUGGGAACAAUUUAUUGAAAUAAAUCUACUUAAUUUAGAUAAAUUUGAAUUUUAUCUUGAUUAUUGGAGUUUAGAGAAGAAAACUUCAGCAGAUCUUGAAUUAAUUAUUGCAUCUUUUCGAACUCCAUUUUGGAUUGAACACAAAAAAUGAUAUUCAAAUUUCUCUGAAGAAAUCAUUAAAUGGUUUGAUGAUAAUACUAUGAAUUCCACAUGUUGGAAAGAUUAUAAAAUGGUUUCUCUUAAUUUCAAUACUGAAUUAUAUGAUGCUAAACCAUUACCAAGCAAUAUUCAAAAGAAGCUUGAUGAUAUAGGGAAUGAUUUAUUAAAUCAUGCUGAACCAGGAAAAGUUUUACUUGAUGAAUCGAAAUUUCGUUUACAUUCAAUUGAUACAAAAAUUAAUAAUGAAAAUAAUUCAAUUCAACUUGUUCUUAAUUUAGGUUUAACUGAUUAUAAAUUAUUUAUUUGUAUUCAACAACAAGAUAUACCACAAGAAAUUCGUCAGUAUAUAACAGAAGAUCAUUUAGCACAUCCUCUUGGUGUUACAUGUAUUCUUAUAACAUCUGAUAAUUAUCUUGUUUCAAUUAAACGAAGUUCUACUUGUGCUGAUCUACCAAAUAUGUAUGAAUUAUCUGGUGAUCAUGCUGAACCAAAGAAUUUGAAAACAUAUACUAAUGAAAAUAUCGUUAAAGAAAUUAUCUCAUCAACUAUUGAUGAAUAUGUUAAUGAAACAAAUGUUGAUAGAAAUAGUCCUCUUAUUGCUUCUGAUUUUUAUAUUGUUGUUCUUAUGCGAAGUUGA